Molecule: messenger RNA, 4034 nt
Organism: Pungitius pungitius (ninespine stickleback)
Lineage: Eukaryota; Metazoa; Chordata; Actinopteri; Perciformes; Gasterosteidae
Product: F-box only protein 6-like
Exons: 6
Coding region: 354-1133 (259 amino acids)
Biological process (GO): SCF-dependent proteasomal ubiquitin-dependent protein catabolic process; glycoprotein catabolic process
Cellular component (GO): cytoplasm; SCF ubiquitin ligase complex
Molecular function (GO): ubiquitin protein ligase activity
Source: RefSeq, a predicted model, not a curated record
UCUCGGCCAGAUGCGGACUUUAAAGUUGGAGCAGUACUCGGGCUGCUACUGAUGACGUUUCACGAGUCCACGAGAACGCGUAUUGAGAAAGGACCUCUGUGUCCGCUGGUGAGCGCGUGCUCAGAGUGAAACCAAAAGUGAGUGUCCCUUCGGAUAUAGCGCUCGUCAUUUGUUACGUUUACAGUCGUAGGACACGCUUUGACCUCACUUUGCUCCGACCUACACGUGUGUUGCGCGUCAUUGGAUUGGAAAAUAUCUUUACCGGACAGGACAGCUGUACGCUUCGGCUGCAUUGUCAAAUAAACGUCCAAAAACCAGGGUCUAUCGCAGGCUUGUAGGGGAAAGCUAAAGCCAUGGGUUCGUCUCAGAGCUCGGAUUCAGCCUCUGGAAACAAUGAGUCUUCUGCGGCAGGACCGUCCACCUCGCUCCCACAGGCACUUGGUGCCCUGCGCGCAGUGCGUGAUGUGAGUGUGCAGAGCGCCGGCGCUGAUGACAGUGAGUCUCAGUGGAAAGAGAGAUGUCGAAGAGAGGGAUAUCGCCCCCGUGAUCCUUCCAAGAUGAACAAAGACUGGAGGUUGUUUUACUUCAUGUGCAAGAAGAGAAGAAAUCUUCUAAAGAAUCCCAGAGCACAACAUGGAAUGACGGACUGGAAGAUACUGGAGAAUGGAGGUGAUGGAUGGCGUGUUGAGGGACUCAGGACGCCACAUCCAAAUGAGACAGUCCAGCAAAACUUUAUGACCUCUUUCGGGAUGUGCAGGAAGUCCCAGCUGAUUGAUUUGGAGGCGGAAGGUUACAACCCAUCGUUCAUGGAUCGAUUUCAGCCAGAAAUCAGAAUUUCUGAUUGGUAUUCCCCACGAAGUGACUGUGACAGUGAAUAUGAGCUCCGUGUAAAAUUAUUGAAUCAUAAAGAAGAAUCUGUCCAGACGUUUGCUCCUGAUAAAAUUUACUUUGGGCCGUGGAACGAGUGGACUGAGAAAUGGAAUCAGAUCACCCAUGUAUUCCAGGACUACGGGCCAGGAGUGAGGUACAUAGAUUUCAUCCAUGGAGGCAAGGACAUGAAGUUCUGGAAGGGAUGGUAUGGAAUUCGUGUCACUGACAGCUGUGUUGAGAUAAAUCCAGCGAUCGGUUCAUAGAUCUUGGAUACUCGCAGAACUCCUGCUUCCUGCCACUUCAUAACAAUUUCAUAAUUGCACCUGGUUUACUGUAAUCUGCAGUCAUUUUACAUGUUGAAGGAGAGUUUUUUUGUCCUCUGUGUAAGAGGCUCUGACUCCUGUAUGUGCAGCGGUUUCGGAGCAGUUGUUUCCUGGUUUUGAGCUUAUAGGUUCACACAACUCACGACGUCCAAGGUAAGAUGACAAUGACUUAAAGAAUAUAUUUUAAGAACAGCAUGAGGUGGUGUGUGUUUACUCUGUGGCGUUUUUUCUAAAUGUUGGUAAAGCAUUCGUGCAGCAGGGACUGAAGGAUCUGAGGGACUCAGCAGACCUGCAGCUCUCUGGGACUUUGCUCCUCAAACGUGGAGCAGAUGAACUGAACGCUGCUUCGGUUUAGUUGUGACUCUGUGAACAAGAAGGAGAACAACUAAACAAUCAGGGACAAAGAAGUCAGUCUGAACCAAACACAACUUUCUUAUUGAACUUGGGAGAAAAGUGAUAACAGAGACGUGCUCAGUAGACUGAGGGACACUGUUCCUGGACCUCUGUGGAAAACGUCACAGGUUAAGGAGAGAUGGUCAGGAGAAUUCAUGAGGGCUAAAGAAAAGCCGUUUAUUUAAAUAUGAAUGAAAGGAGUUGUGGGACGGAAUGAUCUCCUUUCAGUCCAUAGUUUACGGUGCCCCACCCGUGUCUGCAGGGGCCACUAGAGGGCGCCCACGUGAACAGGGUGCCCCACCCGUGUCUGCAGGGGCCACUAGAGGGCGCCCACGUGAACAGGGUGCCCCACCCAUGUCUGCAGGGGCCACUAGAGGGCGCCCAAGUGACACCCGACCUAGUGAUCCGUCAGGUGGAAUCACAAACACAAACCAGGGGGAAAACGUUAAUUAAUAAAUAUAAAUCAUAAUGAUCCGGGGCCAGUAGGAGUGUUUGAAUACAAGCAGAGGCAUUUCAUUCAUCCAUGCACACAUAAAUACUCAUUGAUUGGUUUACUGUUUAGGCAACAUAGAUAAUAAUAUAGUUAAUAAUGUGGUUUAAUCAAAGUGGUUUGUGGUCAUAGAAUCGUUGCUGUUUGCUCUGAUGAUGGUUUUCCACUUUGAGCUGUUUCUUGAGUGAACAAAGCAGUUUAAGGAGACGUAAAGUGUUCACAUCUCCACCACCACGUGGCGCAAUGCGUCCAUUUACCAAACGUUUUAUCUAUCUUGGGUUAUUGCAGAUACAUUUUAUGCUGUUCAUAUCAUGUGCUGUUUAGGGUUCAUCAGCAACCGUAUACACAGAAGAAUAAAAACGUUCGAUUAAUUAAGAUUGGUGUAUUUUUCACACUUUCCUGGUUGGACUGAAGAGGUCGAAGGGCAAAGAUAAGAAGAUAUAAUGUUGGUCAAAUGUUAUUGUUUGAUUUGUUUUAUUGUCGUCAGAUAUGUUACAAUUUUGAAAAUCAUAUUUAAGUUUUCAUUGAUUGUGUCUGUUCACUAAGCAGCUGUGAAGCAUCAGCACACACUCCUCAGAAACAUCUGGAGAUGGAAUCUAAAGGCUCCAAGUUAAAGCUGUCCCCCAACUCACUAUAUGUCUCCUGUGAGAUGUUAGCUGAUAAGAAACCUUCCCUCAUGUUUCAUCUACAUGAAGGUGUCGAGGUCCCACAGAAGCAGGAUGAACGCUUUGCAGGACGAGUCACACGUUUAACGUUUAAUUCAGGAGCUCUAUUCAGAUAAAUAAACCCUUUUCUUUAUGUCAAUAAACUGAUUUGUUGGGUCUCUUUGCAGCUGUGAAGGAUCGACCUGAACCUGAGACAACCAGUGACACCAGUCUGAGAGGAAGGAUCGGCCUUCACUAAACUUGGACUUUGAUUUUUCUCUGGAAACUGGAAUAUAACCUUCUCUGAUUGGAAGUCAACCAAGUUUUCUCUGAGCCUUUUUGGUUCUCUGAAGAGUUUCUCCAUAGAGGCUAAAUCGUCGGCUAAGGGGCCCACACGGAGGACUCCUGCAGGUGAGGUCAUCCGUACACCUUCACUCGCUCCGUGCUCAGGACCUCGGCUCUGGGCCCGGAAAGGUCUGUGUUGCUCGGAGGAGUUCCUGGGGUCGAAAUUGUCCAAGGUCUGAGGCUGAGAUGGGAUAAUAAAUUAGAAGGUAAAAUACUCUCCGGUAUUUACUUUCUUAGUUGGGUCAUUUUUGCAUAUUCCCAGGUUUGGACAUCCUGGUUCAAUAGCUCGCAAAGGAACGUUGUUAAAGCACAAACGACACCUCUCUGUAACCGUGAUAUCGACAGCUAAACCCAUAAUUAACGUAAUUUUUCAAAAGCGCAGUACUUGUUGAGAGAUCUGAAUGAACUGCAGAAUGUUUUAUUAAGAGGAUUAGUCAAUAGCUUAACUGUUAGAGAGUGUUGCAUAACCAAAAUCAUGUAUUGCAAACAAUAUUCAAUAACUUAACGUCUAUGGAUUGCUAGACUGCUAAUGGAAAUGCAUAAUGUACCAUGAACACUAUUAACAAUGUUUAUUUACACUAGAAGUGUAUUAUAAACACACACUUGUUAUUAAAGAGUGUGUGUGUGUGUGUGUGUGUAAAUUACGAUGCUGAGACUUAUGUAAACAGUUAGCAGCAGCGAGCCUUAGUUCAAUCAGAGAGGCACUUUGUGUGAGAGGGGUGUCAAACAAGUCGUUUGUUUACCUCAGAAGUUUGAUUAAUGUACAAAAUGGAGGCCGUCCCACGUUGUACAUAACAACAUAUUUUCUAUUAAAUCCGUUUUGGUGUAAUUUAUUCGUCUCUGGAGUUUCUUCAAAUCUACCCAAAGAAUUUUUGAACAGGUGGCAGUUGCUUUUGAGUAAUUAUUGAUAAUCAUUUUGGACAUUUAUUGCAAAUAAUAUAUAUAAUAAGACCAUUUUUAGCUAUACAU